UGUUGUAUUGUUUGGUUCCCAUUUGUAAACGGGAUUUGCUAGUGGAAUAAGUGUUUUUUUUUGUGUUGUAUUUGUGUUUUUAUAAUGGAAUCCGUGGAAGAACGCUUGAAUAAGGCUCGUCAAGAGCGCAUUGCUAGAGAAAAAGCAAGAAUCGAUAAGUUACGCGAGUUGAACCUCAAGAAAUACAAUAAAAAUGAGUCCCAGGGUCUUUCUAGAGCGCCGUCGACCGCUUCCCUUGCUAAUAAAACACUUAAUAGUACCAUUAAACCCAAAACGGACUUAUCAAAGAGCAAUCUCAAAUGUCCCAACACAAUUAGAGAGGUCAAGAAUCAUUUUAGCAAUGAUAAAAGACCUCUUACGGCCCCGAUGCUAAAGAAACCAACUGCAGAAAUUAAGCCAGUUAUGAAAAGCGCUGCUCCGAAAGUAACUGAAGUUAAAGACUCAAAAAUGGUGACUAAAAGCACAUUUCUUAAAAAUACUGUAAAAAAGGAUUUUAUUAACAGUAAUAAAAUUAUUGCCAAUUCUGUUAAACUGCCGGUAAAUGGUGUUAAUCAUGUCCCAAAUGUUGCUAGGAAAACUUUGGCCCCUAUCAAGAUGGGUAACCAAUUGAAAUUGUCUGAAAAUCAGUCAAAAAUGUCUGAGAAAGCUAAAGAAGCUACUAGAAAAACCAUGCUACCAAAUCAGCCAUUUGAAAAGGCAAAGCUAAUUGCCAGAAAGAGUAUGGCACCCGUAAACCAGUCCAAAAUAUCCGAGAAACCUGUAGAGUCCUCUAGAAAGAGUAUGAUACCGAUGCGGCCACUCAGUGUGACGAAGAAUAGAGAAUCUGUGUUUGAUCGCUUGUACAAGCCUAAAACGGUUCAGAAGACUGAAUUGAGUGACGCUGAUAGACUUCAACGAGAUCCAAUAUUUUUACAAAAGGUACUGCAACAGGGAAGCCUGAUUGCCAGCAAACGGCACACUAUAUUUGGCCCGAGCUUUGCCAAGCCCGUGACAAAGGCCCCGGUGCGAAGGUCCAUCUCUGCUGUCCAUCUGAAGCGGAUAAGCAAGAAGGAGCUGGGGAACUGCUUCCAGAAGUGGUCAUCUAUUGGCGAAAAACUGAACGAAAUCGACAUAACCACCACAAACGAAGACGACAAAGUGACACAAGACACCGUACAAUCAGCCAUCAAGAGCGAACGCAAGCGAGUGCGCCUCCAAACACCCACAUUCACCCCGAAACCGGCCGAGAUGCAACACCGCCUUCAAAAAUGGCUGCAAACCCGAGGGAAAUCCAUACACUCCUACCAACACUUACAGUGCUUCGGGAUACAUCAUUUGGCUGAAAAACCUAUUAAACCGCUGUUCAUUAAGACGGUUGACCAGUUUGAUGAAGGAAAUAAGGAAGAUUUUGAUGAAGAGAAUAAAGAAAAUAUAGAAUUGGAACAUGAUAGCGAUAAUGAUUCUUACACUGACUGUAUGAAUGAAGCUGUUGAUAAUGAUGAUGAUAAGACUAAGUGGAGGGGUAGAGUCAGCUAUGUGAGUGAUAGUGUGUGUAUGAAUGAUAGCGAUCAUGAUACUACGUUGAAUUCUGAUGAGGCUCCGGUUGAUGUGCUGUUGGGAGCGCUGAAUGAUCUUACGGAGUUAUUGCGUGAGGGCUUCGACUGGGAGCAGUGCGCGCGCUGGCUGCGCGCCCUCCGCACCCGCGUCCCGCACGCGCCGGCGCUGGCCGCCUACUGGGAGUGCCGCGCCGCACUGGAGGAGACUCGCGGGGACUUACCCGCCUCUGUCCAGUGCUGGGAGGAGGCUAUAGCUAAGGGGACACAGCACUCAGUAGUGGAUGCGAACCUGGACCAACUGCUGGACAAGUUCAUGCAGCUCAAAAUCAGUCCCAACAGUGGGAAGCGGGACCGCGUGGACCCCAAGCUGGUCGACGUGAAGAACGUCUUCAAGAGCACCAUCAUCAGGUUCGCCGUGCAGCAGGCUAAAUUACGCCAAUCCAACCAGGCCGACCAACCCACGCACACCAUGACGCCCGUCCGCCGCAGCGGCCGCCUCAGCAGCCACUGGAGCACCAAGAUUCAAAAAACGCCCCGUUACCAAAAAACACCCAAAACCCCUCUACAGAUAUGUUCCUCGAUUAGACAAGCUGGACUUAUAGGGGAAAAGGUGCUGUUUGUACCUAAUACCACCUUGUGUAACACUCCUUAACGCUAUGACGCUUUUAGACGCCAUCGUCGGCUAUACACGACAUCCAAAAACGCUACUACAUAUAUGCUCCCCAGUCAGUCAAGCUGGACUUAUAGGGGAGAAGGUGGUGUUUGUACCUAAUACCACUUUGUGUAACACUCCUUAACGCUAUGAUGCUUGGACGCCAUCGUCUGCUACACACGACAUCCAAAAACGCCACUACAGGAUAUGCUCCUCAGUCAGUCAAGCUGGACUUAUAGGGGAUAAGGUACUAUUUGUACCUAAGACCACUUUGUGUAACACUCCUUAACGCUAUGACGCUUGGACGCCAUCGUCGGCUAUACACCGUAUCCAAGAACGCCACUACAGGAUAUGCUCCUCAGUCAGUCAAGCUAGACCAUAGACUAGGAAUCCUCUAGACCGAGUUGAGUGCAAUUAUUUUAUGAAAGCGAUGCUGCCAAAAAUACUGAGGUGCGGGGGACGAGGUGAGCGAGUCCCGUGCCGUGAUUGGUCCGUUCAAAGACACGGACGUCACCCAAAGACACUUGAAAAUGGAGUAGAACUACCGUAUGCGUGGCAGAGGGGGUAGAGCUACUAUGCUCAGUCUGGAGGAUGUCUUGUCUGUGAGCUGGACUUGUAGGGGAUAAGGUACAAUUUGUACCUAAUACCACUUUGUGUAACACUCCUUAACGCUAUGACGCUUUUGGACGCCAUCGUCGGCUAUACAUGACAUCCAAAAACGCCUUUAGAGAUGUACUUCUUAGAUUAGACCAGCUGGACUUAUGGGAGAAAAGGUGUCGUUUGUACCUAAUACCACUUUGUGUAACACUCCUUAACGCUAUGACGUUUUAGGACGCCAUCGUCUGAUAUACCUACACGAAUACUUAAUCUGCUUUACGCCAGGUAUUUUGAUGUUUCUCUGGAAUCUUGUAUACGAUUUAUGUCAAAUCGAGGAAAUGUCCAUUUUUCUACUUGAUUGAGAAGAAUAUUGUAUAAAUUAUGCUUCAACCGCCCUUAACCCUUAACCGCCAGUCGGCCAUCGCCGACACAUACUACAGUAUAAAAUGAACCUAAAAACAUUGUAAUAAAGUUUACUAUUGCAUGUCAUAAACAGUCGUGGCGGUCAAAAGGUUAAAGGGUACGUACUGUACUGGGUAAAUAAUGAUGCCCUAGAAGCUUUAGAUUCUUUGACGUAAGCGCUUCAUGCUUUUUUUUAAAUAUUUAAACGCAAUUGAAUUGCUCAUAAUAAUUAUGUUAUGAUAUAAUGUAUUUUAGAUUAAGUUGUUUUAGAUUGUAUACAGGAUGGCUAAAAAAUAAGUGCAUUCCCGUUGCCAGGGAGGUUUUGGGAUUAUACUGAGAUUACUGAGCAACUUUUACUAUGGGACCAACCCCGAAAUCGCGUAAAAAUAUUUGGCUGUUUCAUACAUUUUGGCUGGUCUAUUUUCUAUGGGAGGGUAAUUUUUUUUGCGAUUUCGUGGUUGGUCCCAUAGUAAAAGUUGCCCAGUAGGUAUAAUCCCAAAACGUCCCUGGCAACGGGAAUGCGGGUCUAUAUUAAUUCGCAUAACGUAAUACUCCUAAUUCAAAUUGGCAUAACGUAUGUUACGCAUAAUUUCUAAAUCGCAUAACAUUAUUCCACAUAACUGAUUACGCAUAAUGUUAAUGCGCAUAACGUAAAUUAUCAUAACGAUGACUUGGGAUAAAUAUAAUAAGCAUAAAGUUACUUUGCAUAAUUAUUAAAUGGUAUAAAAUAAAUAUAAAAGGCAAAUUAAUAAAAAUGUAGAACGGCUGGUUCAGUAGGUUCAGAGAACGAAGUUUUA
Molecule: messenger RNA, 3983 nt
Organism: Cydia splendana
Lineage: Eukaryota; Metazoa; Arthropoda; Insecta; Lepidoptera; Tortricidae
Exons: 7
Coding region: 85-2187 (700 amino acids)
Source: RefSeq, a predicted model, not a curated record